AUGAACGAAGCCCUCCAAGACGAAAUCGCAGCCCUAAACUCCAUCUACGGCAAUAUCACUGCUUGGCGGAUCAGAGGCGAAAACGGGACGAGUUAUCAAGAUUGUGACGACGACGGGGAGACGGCCGCGGGAGGGAGGCUGCUUCACCUGAUGCAGGUUAUGGACUUGUGGGAUGUCAUGGUGGUGGUGACGCGGUGGUAUGGAGGGCAGAAGCUGGGGCCGAGGCGGUUCGCGUUGAUUAAUAUGGCUGCUAGGGAUGGGUUUGUCAGGGCUGGAUUGGUGACUGAGGAGAAGGAGGGGGGGAGGAAGAAGGGGAGGUGA
This is a messenger RNA of Podospora anserina S mat+, 321 nucleotides long. RefSeq lists its product as uncharacterized. NCBI's taxonomy places the organism in Eukaryota, Fungi, Ascomycota, Sordariomycetes, Sordariales, Podosporaceae. The coding region runs from base 1 to 321 and encodes 106 amino acids. The record is from RefSeq and is a predicted model, not a curated record. Gene Ontology annotation, cellular component: cytoplasm. The transcript is spliced from 2 exons. Gene Ontology annotation, biological process: regulation of translational initiation.